AUGCAUUCUGACAACAAUCUACCAACUGUUGAAUUUAUCGAUCCGAUAAUUUCCGCCGAGAUACUAGACAGAAUUGAAGAUCCUGAAUUGUAUUCACUUUUGAAUGAGUUUAUGAUUCAUGGUCCAUGUGGAGGUGAAAAUAUGAAUUGUCCAUGCAUGGUGGAUAAAAAGUGCUCUAAAAACUUUCCAAAACAAUUAUGUAAUCAUUCGUCUUUUGAUCAAAAUGGUUUUCCAUUAUAUAUGCGAAGAAACAAUAGUCAUUUUGUAGAAAUAUUGGGUGUCAAGUUGGAUAACAGAAAUGUUGUUCCAUACAACAAAUAUCUAUUGAAAAGAUAUCAGGCACAUAUUAAUGUUGAAUGGUGUAAUCAGGGAUCUUCAAUAAAGUAUUUGCUUAAAUACACAAAUAAGGGUCCUGAUAGAGCGACAGUUGCUGUUGUACCAGCCAACAAUGAAUGUGAAAAUAACGAUGUUGUCGAUGAAAUAGCUGAAUAUUACGAUUGUAGAUAUUUAUCAGCAUGUGAAGCAUCAUGUCGAAUUUUUAAAUAUGAUGUUCAGUGCAGAUAUCCUUCUGUGGUCAGACUACCUUUUCAUCUUCCAAAUCAACAACAGAUUGUAUAUGGUAAAGACGAUGAUAUUGACAAUGUUCUGGACAAACCUUCUGUUGUUGCUUCAAAGUUCACAUCUUGGAUGGAAUGUAAUGUAAUCGAUAGUGAAGCACGAAUACUUACAUAUGUUGAAUUUCCUAUAAAGUUUGUUUGGAUAUUAAAUGGUCGGUUUUGGAAGCGAAGGAAAGUAGGAAAAGCCAUUGGUAGAAUUCAUUCGGUUUCACCUAAUCUAGGGGAAGCAUAUUUCUUAAGGAUUCUUUUAAAUAAAGUAAAAGGUCCGACGUCAUUUGAUGAUAUUCGCACGGUAAAUGGUGAAACACAUUCUUCUUUUAGAGAUGUUUGUUAUGCACUCGGGCUAUUAUAUGAUGACAAGGAAUACGUUGAUGCAAUUAAAGAAGCAAAAUUAUCACUCGGUGUAGAUGAACUUAAGAACUUAACUUUGUUCGAAAUAGAACAAAUUUUACUUCGAAACAACUCCACUCUCAAAAACUUCACAAAGAUGCCAUACCCAAAUGUUGAAUCUGUUUCUUCUUCAAACAAUCAACUUAUCACCAAGGAGCUAGAUUACGACAUUCCCGUUAUAAAGAUUAACUUUGAUCGUAUGUUUCUUGCAUUAACAAAUGAGCAACGUAACAUUUUCCUUAAAAUCAUGAGUGUUGUUAAAGAAAAUAAAGGAGAUGUCUUCUUCAUUUAUGGUUAUGGUGGAACGGAUAAAACUUUUUUAUGGAAGACAAUAUCUGCAGCAAUUAGAUCUGAUGGUAAUAUUGUUUUAAAUGUUGCUUCAAGCGGUAUUGCUUCCUUAUUAUUGCCCGGUGGUAAAACAGCACACUCUCGAUUUAUACUUCCAUUUGAACUUUCAUAG
This is a messenger RNA of Lactuca sativa (garden lettuce), 1467 nucleotides long. The record is from RefSeq and is a predicted model, not a curated record. Lineage: Eukaryota; Viridiplantae; Streptophyta; Magnoliopsida; Asterales; Asteraceae.